This is a messenger RNA of Hibiscus syriacus, 2601 nucleotides long. RefSeq names its product receptor-like protein Cf-9 homolog. The record is from RefSeq and is a predicted model, not a curated record. Gene Ontology annotation, molecular function: protein binding. NCBI's taxonomy places the organism in Eukaryota, Viridiplantae, Streptophyta, Magnoliopsida, Malvales, Malvaceae. The transcript is spliced from 2 exons. The coding region runs from base 1 to 2601 and encodes 866 amino acids.
AUGGGAAGGCUUUGCCUGCUAUUGGUGUUGCUGCAACUUUCAUGGAGUUUCUCUUCCUCUGUUUCUCCUCCAUCCUCUUCUCUCUGUCUUCCUAACCAAAGAGAUGCUUUGCUACAAUUUAAAAACGCCAUUAAUAUAAAUGAUAUUCUCUGUACGGAAUUUUACCCUUUUUUCUACCCAAAGACAGAGUCAUGGAACAAAAGCACUGAUUGUUGUUCAUGGCCGGGGGUCGAAUGCGACAACCGGACCGGUCACGUAAUCGGCAUCGAUCUCAGCAGCAGUUGCCUUAACGGUUCUCUCCUUGCUAACAGCAGCCUCUUGGCAACACCAGCAGCCUGUUUCGCUUGCGUCGACUCCGACGACUCGACGUUGCAUACAACAAUUUCGAAGGCGCUAUCUCGCCCGAAUUGUUUGCUCGGUUGUUUGAUACUUGAUGCACAAGGUUUUGAGAUGCUUGUAAGAAACUUGACCAGAUUGAGAAACCUUAUGCUCGACUCCGUCGACAUGUCCGGUGUUGCGGUUUCUUCGUUUCUAAACUUGUCUUCGUCGUUAAGACAUUUGAGUCUCGGAGACUGUCGGUUGCAUGGGGAGUUUCCGACUCCAUUUUUUCAGUUUCCGAACCUCAAAGGUAUAGGGUUAGGUGGGAAUGAAGAUCUUAGAAGUUAUCUCCCUAUGACAAAUUGGAGUAGUGGCCUUGAGUUGUUGGACCUUUCCCAUUGUGGUUUUAGAGGGUUAAUUCCACCAUCAUUCGGAAAUCUCAGUCGACUCAAGUCCAUGGAUCUAUCUGGAAAUCAUCUUCGAGGACGGAUUCCGGAUAUUUUUCGUAACCUUGGCAAGCUAACAUAUUUGGGAUUGUCUUCCUGCAACUUGAGUGGUCCAGUACCUGAUUCUGUUUUCAGUGCCGUGCACCUUAAAGAACUUCGAUUGUCAUCAAACAACUUGAGUGGUGUAAUCGUGCCCGGUAUGCUUUCGAAAUUCUCGAGUCUUGAAGUUCUUGAUCUUUCCAAUAAUAGUUUACUAUCAUUGGGCACAAGCAGCAAAGAUGCGAACCAUUCCUCCCCUCGGAUUGCAACCGUGGCAUUCUCGUCUUGUAGCAUACGGCAGUUCCCGAGUUUCUUUCGAACAUCGAAGUUGGAGUAUCUAGAUCUCUCCAAUAACAUGAUUUCCGGUGGAAUUUCCAAAUGGGAGGCUCAAGGGUGGGAAGAACUGGUUGUGCUGAACCUUUCUUAUAACUUGCUGACCACUUUGGAGCAGUUUCCGGGAAAGAAAUUAGGCAUACUUGACCUUCGUUCGAACAUGCUUCAAGGCCCGAUUCUCUCGACUUGCUUGAAUCUUCGAACUCCGAAUCAGCAGUUGUUCAACGAGUUCUUAAUCUCAGGGAAUAAUUUGACAGGAAAUAUCCCUUCUUCAAUCUGCAAUUGGAGUGAACUCACAGUUCUCGACUUGUCCAGGAACAACUUGAAUGGAACUAUACCCGAAUGUCUUGGGAACUUCAGCAACUCGCUUGCGUUCGUCGAUUUGCAAAUGAACAACUUCGGCGGAAAGAUCCCGGAUUCUUUUGUGAAUAAUUCCUUGACUCAUCUUUUUCUUAAUAACAAUCAAUUUGAAGGACUAGUACCACCAUCUUUGGCCAAUUCCAAGUCAUUGCAGCUUUUGAACUUAGGAAACAAUAACUUGGCUGAUAAGUUUCCCCAUUGGUUAGCUUCACUCCCAAGUCUGCAAGUUCUUAUAUUGAGAUCUAAUAGAUUUUAUGGACCACUGACUCAUUCCGCAGCUUCAUUUGACUUCUCCGCAUUGCGAAUGAUCGAUCUCUCUGGAAACGAGUUCACCGGCACCUUGCCCUCAAAACUUUUCCGAAAUUUGAGAGCAAUGACAGUGAAACCUAUGGAGACACGUCUGCAACCGUUAGUUUACCGCCUCGGCCUUCAUUUAGUCGGCAUUAGGGAUUACCACAUUUCCGUGAAUGUAACAACGAAAAGAUUGGAGAUGGAACUGACGAAGACGCUAGACAUUUUCGUAUCCAUGGACUUGUCGUACAACCGAUUCCGUGGACGAAUUCCGGAGGAAGUUGGACAACUUAUUUCCCUUCAAAUGCUCAACUUCUCUCGCAACAACUUCACCGGUCCGAUCCCGGCAUCGUUCGGAAAUAUGGUGGCACUCGAAUCAUUAGAUCUUUCGUCAAACAAGCUCAAUGGCAGGAUUCCUUCUCAGAUGACAAAUUUGACAUUUCUUGCAGUGUUGAAUCUUUCGAGCAACAAUCUUGUUGGAUCAAUUCCCCAGGGGAAUCAAUUCGGCACCUUUGAUAAUGAUUCCUACAGCGAUAACUCGGGAUUGUGUGGCUUACCGUUGUCUAGGCAAUGCGGCAACCGUGGGGUGGCCGAACCACCGGCACCAUUGGCGACUGAACAUGAAGGUUCUGAAGUACCCUUUUUCUGGAAAGUUGUAAUGAUGGGGUACGGAAGCGGAGUGGUGCUAGGACUGAGCACAGGCUACAUUGUUUUCGUCACCGGAAGACCGUGGUGGCUCGUUCGAACGGUCGAGAGAGGUUUACAACACAUAUUCGCCAACUGGAUCCGAAGAAGGAGAACCAGAAGAAACUAG